Cooperia oncophora is the source of this 486-nucleotide messenger RNA. Lineage: Eukaryota; Metazoa; Nematoda; Chromadorea; Rhabditida; Trichostrongylidae. The record is from the annotation of a GenBank genome assembly.
AUUUUCAGGAAUAAUGCUUUUGUUCAGCCAAGGUGGCCUGAAAUCUCAAGCACGGCAGUUGCAAAGCAAAUUCAGCAGUAUUGUGUUCAAUACACGUCAUUUACGGACUGGUUGAGAAAUGUUGAGUCAAUCGAAUGUUCGUCUUAUCGGUUAUUGUCCUCUGCCAUCAUUGUGUUCAUAAAUUGGAAACGGGAGUCGCGUGGUCUGCAGCUCACACCACGUGUCACAGUGCUGAAAGUGUCACCUUUAUGCUUCGGUGGUGCAAUGACAGGUGUUGUGGUCAGCCUCUGUAUUGAUGACAGGUACGAGCAUAAAGAGCGAUAUCUAACUCCUCCAGCAAUUAUCUGUUUCGUUUGCCUUUGGAUGUUCAUCAUAUACGCUGUACUUGUUAUUGGAAGAUACUGCCGCUAUUUGAAAGCCUUAAGGCUCAUCAGAAGCCGGAAUCGCUUCAACGUUGAUGUGAGCUUUUUUGUAACGUUUGUCUAA